GGGAAGCAAUUCAUACCAGGAAGUACAAAAUUCAAAAUGGCCGCCAUGUCAGAACCGUUACAUUUAGACAGAGAUAUCAACAGAGCUAUUGAGUUGCUUGAUGCAUUGCAGAAAAGUGGUCAGGUGCCGCCGCAGAAGCUUGCUGCUCUGCAGCGUGUGUUACAGAGUGACUUCCUGAAUGCGGUUCGAGAAGUUUAUGAGAGUGUGUAUGAGACAGUAGACAUCUCUGGUAACCCGGAAGUAAGAGCCAAUGCCACUGCAAAAGCAACAGUGGCAGCAUUUGCAGCCAGUGAAGGCCAUGCUCAUCCUCGUGUUGUUGAGCUGCCAAAGACGGAAGAAGGACUAGGGUUCAAUGUGAUGGGUGGGAAGGAGCAAAAUUCACCAAUAUACAUCUCUCGUAUUAUCCCUGGGGGUGUGGCUGACAGACACCAAGGCUUGAAGAGAGGCGACCAACUCAUCUCUGUUAAUGGAGUGAGUGUAGAAGGAGAACACCAUGAGAAAGCUGUAGAACUGCUGAAACAGGCACAAGGUAAAGUGCGUCUUGUUGUUAGAUACACUCCUCGUGUUUUGGAAGAAAUGGAAGCAAGAUUUGAUAAAACUAGGUCAUCAAAGAGAAGACAGACACCUUGAACACCAGAUAUCAGAAGUUUGGUUCUUCAUAGAUAAAUAUUUCUACAAUUUGUAACACUUGAAAAAUACAAGCACAUGAGUGCACCUGUAAAAGAUGUCAAAGAACAAUAUUUAGAUGUAUGUAAAUAAUCUAGGUUGUGAAUUUUGUGUAUUAUAUUAACCAUAGAGACAAGUAAAAGAUUGUAACUUUAAGACUAUAUAAGCCGUGCCAUGAGAAAACCAACAUAGUGGGUAUGCGACCAGCAUGGAUCCAGACCAGCCUGCGCAUCCGCGCAGUCUGGUCAGGCUCCAUGCUGUUCGCUUUUAAAGCCUAUUGGAAUUGGAGAAACUAUUAGCGAACAGCAUGGAGCCUGACCAGACUGCGCGGAUGUGCAGGCUGGUCUGGAUCCAUGCUGGUCGCAUACCCACUAUGUUGGUUUUCCCGUGGCACGGUUCAUAUACAUGUACAGAGAAGAUGCUAUUACUUCGUUUUCACUGCCAUAGAUUUAUUUCCUUGCAACUAAAUCUUUUUCUAGAGAACUAAUUGUGUAAAGAUAUAUGUCAUUUAUGUGUUGUGUAUGUUAAAAGAUUUAUUCCUUAAGCAUUCCAUAGAUUAUAGCUGAUACAGUUAUACUAGGACUGGUGCAACUUCUCGUCAGUGUAAUUUGUUAUAGAACAGGAUACUUGAACUUGCUAUUGUUCCGGUCAUUGUAAAUUGUUAAAUGACAGGAUACAUUGAGCUACUGUAGUGUAAAAACUUAAAAAGUCUGUAUUUACCUUUAUUUUGUAAAGUUACCCUCAGAUAAUCAGGUUAUUGAUUGGCAAAGCCAUUUCUGUAUUAGUCAUCAGAAGAAAAUUGUCAGGAGCAGUUAGCUAAUGUUAUAUUGAUUUGUAACUUUUUAAUAAAGGUGUCAAAAAAAGCGGAAAGUGGGAAUUUUGUAGGUAGAAGCUGCCACAUUGAUAAAGGUCUAUUUAACUUUUGUUAUGGUUUUUACAUACGAUUUAUUAGAAGCAUUUACUUCCAUUUUAAAAUACAAGAGAAGUAUGCUCGGUAGACAGUGUGAAUUGUACUUUAGCAACAUAGUCAUUUUAUAUCAUUUUUUUUUCUGUUUUAUGUAAAUUUAUCAAUUUAUUGUACUAAUAAAAAAAAUAUUUACAACUAAA
Messenger RNA from Mercenaria mercenaria, 1773 nucleotides. RefSeq names its product protein lin-7 homolog C. The transcript has 6 exons. NCBI's taxonomy places the organism in Eukaryota, Metazoa, Mollusca, Bivalvia, Venerida, Veneridae. Bases 37 to 630 code for a protein of 197 amino acids. Gene Ontology annotation, cellular component: synapse; basolateral plasma membrane; cell-cell junction. Gene Ontology annotation, biological process: maintenance of epithelial cell apical/basal polarity; protein localization to basolateral plasma membrane; neurotransmitter secretion. The record is from RefSeq and is a predicted model, not a curated record. Gene Ontology annotation, molecular function: L27 domain binding.